CAAAGGUAGAGGGGCCGGUCUGGGAUUCGGCAGUUUGGGACAGGGCGGGGCGUGGCUACCCCGCUGGGCGGACAGCCCCGCCCCCGCCGGUCGCUGCUACCGCGCGCCAAAAUCAAAUGCAGAGACCGACCGGCCCCACAGCCUACGGCUAGCGGCAGUUCAGCCUGCAGCACCAGCCACGCUCGGCGGGCGCGCGAGCCGCAGCGCGCGCACCGGUGGCCACCUCCCGGCCCUCUCUGCAGAUGCGCUCAGGGCUGCCACAAGACGAGGAAUGGCCACCCCACCCAAGAGAAGCUGCCCAUCUCCCUCCACCAGCUCUGAGGAGACCCGCAUCAAGAAAAUUUCCAUCGAAGGGAAUAUCGCUGCAGGGAAGUCAACAUUUGUGAAUAUCCUUACGCAAGUCUGUGAGGAUUGGGAAGUGGUUCCUGAACCUGUUGCCAGGUGGUGCAAUGUUCAAAGUACUCAAGAUGAAUUUGAGGAACUGACAACAUCUCAGAAAAGUGGAGGGAAUGUUCUUCAGAUGAUGUAUGAAAAACCUGAACGAUGGUCUUUUACCUUCCAGUCCUAUGCCUGCCUCAGUCGAAUACGAGCUCAGCUUGCCUCUCUCAAUGGCAAGCUCAAAGAUGCAGAGAAACCUGUAUUAUUUUUUGAACGAUCUGUGUAUAGUGACAGGUACAUUUUUGCAUCAAAUUUGUAUGAAUCUGACUGCAUGAAUGAAACAGAGUGGACAAUUUAUCAAGACUGGCAUGACUGGAUGAAUAACCAGUUUGGCCAAAUCCUUGAACUUGAUGGAAUUAUUUAUCUUCGAGCCACUCCAGAGAAAUGCUUGAAUAGAAUAUAUUUACGGGGAAGAAAUGAAGAACAAGGCAUUCCUCUUGAAUAUUUAGAGAAGCUUCACUAUAAGCAUGAAAGCUGGCUCCUUCAUAGGACACUGAAAACCAAUUUUGAUUAUCUACAAGAAGUGCCUAUCUUAAUACUGGAUGUUAAUGAAGACUUUAAAGACAAAUAUGAGAGUCUGAUUGAAAAGGUCAAAGAAUUUUUGAGCACUUGCUGAUCUUGCUGAAGGCUACAGGCAGCCAAGUGAUUCAAGAUACUUAAGCUUUGUGUUAUUUUUGUAGAUCCCUCUUUAUAAAGUCUCUCUAGAAAACCCAAGGUUUUAACCAUUUUUGUCUCAAGGAAAACAAAUUUUUUUUUUGAUGAAUCCUAUAGUGAAGUUUAUGAGCAGUUUCUUUUUUUGUUUAAAAAAACAAGUUUUAUUAUCUCUCAGUGGCUAAACUACAUCAUAAGGCACCCAGCCUCCUAUGUUCUUUCCACUCUGUUCUUUUCCUGAGCAGGUUGGCUCUGUUUCUUUUUAAAUCUUCUCAUCUCACUGGUGACCAGUUUAGUAACUGAAAUUUUUAGUAUUACACAACAAAUGGAACGUAUCCUAUGUAAAUUAGUGCACUUACUAGAAAAAGGAUUAUUAAAUUUCAUUUUAAAUACUUUCGAUCAAGUGCCUCCCCUUUCACCUUAAUUUAUGUGGGAGAUAAGUCCAAGUUUAGUAUUUAAUCACUCACUGAUAUUCAUUAAUGUAUCUACAACACAUUUACAGAGGAGCAGGGUAGACUUUAUUCCCAAUUUUUAAUGGCAUAACCUAUCCUAUAAGUCAUUUAAUCUUCUGCCUUGUUACAUCUUUGGUAUGGGUGAGACUUCAUUCAUCUUUUUGCAUGGGGUUUUGGGAAAUUAAAAAGGAAAUAUUUCUAUACUCAAAAGAUAACUGAAGGUUAUUAGGUGAGUAUAAAGAUGCAGUUUAUAUGGAGCUUAAAUAGCUUUCUCCCUUCUCAGACCAUUCUUUUAAAAUGGAAUAAUAUUAAAAUAUUGGUUUUAUUAUGACUGUCUUUAAAUCAUUUAAGGUGGAAGUAUAGUUUUCCCUAAAUUGUUCCCAUUUUUAUAGGUGAAAUGAAACAGUGAGGAGUAAGUUUUCUGUUUUAUUUUUUGACCGGGCUUUGGGAAUGAGUAGUCUGUCUUUACUUUCAGACCUGGUGAGAGGUCUGAAGAGAAACUGAACACAAGGUAGGUUAUUUUCUUAGCAGUUUAGUCUUUUAGGCCCAGCUCUUAUUUCCUGCCUCAUCCUGUUUUCCCUAUUAUCUGGAUUAAAAGUCUCACAUUUCUUCUUUGAGAAAAUCAUGAUCACUCUUCACUUCCUAGUUUGCUUUGCUUCUCUAGAGUUUAUACCCUAAGUGUUUUUUUCUCCUCCUUUAAGAGAAGCUAUUGAUAAAAAUGAUCUUGCUUUAUUUUAUAUGUUAGAUGUCUUAGAAGCAUUACAAGUUUUUGUUGACUAUAUAUAAUACUAAAGAAGACAAGGAGAUAGAAUCAUUGUGAUUUUUAAAAAUCUUCCUGGAUUUAUUUCAGAUCUGUAGAUAAAAGAUAUUUUUCAAGUUUGUUUAGUUAAGGUAUGCAGUGUUUUUUCCCUAUGUAUUUAAUCUUUAUACUUGACAUUUUAGAAAAAUUCUGUUUUUGAAAUGAGGGGGAAGAGUCACUUUGAAACUGUCAUUUUCCUUUUUAAAAUGGUGUCUUUUGUUUCUGGUUUCUUGAUAUUCAAAUAUGAUAAUUAUUGGGUUAAAUAGUCUAGAUUCACUGAUAUUUGAAAGGGAGACUGUUUCAAAUCCUGUAAUCGCCAUGACCAUUGAAGGUAUCUUGUGAUAUUGUAUGGGUCAUUUUGUUUCUGUUUGAUAUAAGUGAAUUUGUUUUCUAAAUUAAAUAUUUGUUUAAUAAAUAAGUGUAAAUUUCAUUAACUACUGAAACUACUUAUUGAAAUUAUUACAUGUUUUUAGAAUUAAAAUUACACUUUUGAAAAACUGAAUUUGAAAAGAUGACAAUGGUUUAUAUAAAUUACAUUAAUUCUAUUUUAAGUGGAGACAUAAUUCAGAGAUUAUUUUUUUCACUAACCUUUAAAAGUGUUUAGCUUAGUAACUUUUAAAAUCAGUAGAACUGAAAAGAAACUAAAAAAUUUAUUUGUCAUGACUCAAAAUAAAAGCUGUACCAUUGGGUGGGUACAAGAGUAUUAAUCCCAGUGAGCUACAUUAUUUCUUAGAUCCUAUUUCUCCUAUUAGAUCAUCUUUCAUCUUAGUAUAUGUACUGCUUUUUAUAGUUUACUCUUCUGAGAAGUUAAUUAAACAAGACUUAUUCCCUCAUUCAGAAUUUUCUUCUACACCUGAAACUUAGAGUCUUAUAUACUGAAUCCCAUAGAAAUUAGGUCUGUCAUAUUUUAAAGGAAAAGGAGUCCCAAAAUAUUUUUUGCAUAGAAUUUUUAAGUCUCAUUGUCUCCAGAAAAAUGCUCGAUAGGUUGCUUAAAGUGUUUAAAUACUGGUAAACAAUAGCCUCCUUCAUUUGACAAAUAUUUUCUGCCCUUUUUAAAAAUUUCAAUUUUGAAAUCAUUUAAAAUUCACAUAAAGUUAACAAACUUAUCAGAGUUCCUAUGUACAGGAAUAAUGAUAAUGAUAACCCAGUAUUAACAUUUUAAUUAAUCAGAGUGAUUUUUUCAAGAGUAGGAAAUUGACUGGUGCAUUACUGUUAACUAAACUCCAGACUUUAUUUGGAUUUUACCAGUAUUUUUAAACUUUAGACUAUUUUUUAGAGCAUUUUUAGGUUCACAACGAAAUCGAUUACCAAAAUUUGCUUUAUCACAGCAAAAAAGUUACCAUGUAUUAUCUGCCCCCACAGUUGCACAGCCCCCCUUACCAUCUACAUACCCCACCAAAGUAAUAGCAUUUGUUGUCAGUGAACCUACAUUGACACAUUAUCAUUCAAAGUGCAUAGUUUACAUUAAGAAUUACUCAGUAUUGUACAUUCUGUGGGUUUUGACAAAUGAAUAAUGAUGUGUAUCCACCAUUGGAUAUGAUCCAAUGUAGUAUCAUAUGAAGUAAUUUCAUUACCCAAUACCCUAAAAAUCUAUGCUCUUUUCAAUCCCUCCACCCCACCUCUACCACUACUAAUUUUUUUGUCUCCAUAGUUUUGCCUUUUCCAGAAUGUAAUAUAGUUAGAGUCAUUCAAUAUGUAGUCUUUUCAGAUUGUCUCUUUCACUUAGUAAUUUGCACUUAGUUUUCUCCGUGCUUUUUCAUAGCUUGAUACCUCCUUUUUAGCACUGAAUAAUACUCCAUUGCCUGGAUGUACCACAGUUGAUCCACUCACCUACUGAAGGACAUUUUGGUUACGUCCAAGUUUUGGCAAUGAUGAAAAAAGCUGAUGUAAACGUCUGUGUGCAGAUUUUUGUGUGCACAAAAGAUUUCAAUUCAUUUGGGCAAAUACCAAGGAUUAUAAUUGCUGGAUCAUAGGGUUUGAUCCAUAUGUUUGGGUUUUUAAGAAACUGCCAAACUUUCUCAAAAUGGUUGUGCCAUUUUGCCUUCCUUCCAGCAAUGAAUGAGAAUUCCUGUUCUAUAUUCUUGCUAUAAUUUGGUGGUGGUAGUGGUUUGGAUUUUGUCCAUUCGGUAGGUUUGUGUUUGUAUCUUGUUUUAACUUGCAACUCUGUAAUGACAUAUGAUGUUAACUUUUCUUAUGUUUCCUUUCCAUUUGUAUCUUUUUUAGUGAAAUAUUUGUUAAGGCUUUUUGUCCAUGUUUAAUUUGGUUCAUUUUUUAAAUUGAGGAGUUCUUUAUAUUUUAGAUAACAGUCUUUAAUUAAAUGUCUUUUGUAAAUGUUUUCUUCCAGUCUGUGGUUUAUCAUUUUAUCUUGACACUGUCCUUUGCAGAGCAGAAGUUCUUAGUUUUAAUAAAAUUCGGCCUAUCAAUUA
Messenger RNA from Manis pentadactyla (Chinese pangolin), 4766 nucleotides. RefSeq names its product deoxycytidine kinase (gene DCK). Bases 272 to 1054 code for a protein of 260 amino acids. The transcript has 7 exons. The record is from RefSeq and is a predicted model, not a curated record. Lineage: Eukaryota; Metazoa; Chordata; Mammalia; Pholidota; Manidae. Gene Ontology annotation, cellular component: mitochondrion; cytoplasm. Gene Ontology annotation, molecular function: deoxycytidine kinase activity; ATP binding. Gene Ontology annotation, biological process: nucleobase-containing compound metabolic process.